AUGUCAAUGGAUCCGUGUUAUCGCAUAUUACUUGAAAAAUUUGUACAUUUACUUAAGGAUGCCAAUUAUCCCAUAGAUAAAAUCAAAGGAAGUCGAACACCUGUUUUUAUUGGUCAAUUUACGAAUGAUCAUUUAAUCACAUUUCAUCGUUCGAAAGUUGAAAAUGAAACAAAUUUAUUAGGACCAAAUUUAGGACUAUACAAUUAG
Molecule: messenger RNA, 207 nt
Organism: Didymodactylos carnosus
Lineage: Eukaryota; Metazoa; Rotifera; Eurotatoria; Philodinida; Philodinidae
Source: the annotation of a GenBank genome assembly